AUUUUUGAAUUCAACCAUAUAGAUAAAUCACUAACAGAAGAAGAUGUUAAAAUCUUAAAACACUUUUAUUCUCAUUACCACAAAAAAUACUGGUGUUAUAAAAAGUGUUAUAAGAGAUACAAAUUUCUUGAUGAUGUUUUUAGUAUUUCUGGAAUAAGCUUGGUUGCAAUUGGAACUAUUGCUGGUGGAAUAACCCUAAACCCUAUUGUUCUCGGAGUUGUAAAUGGUGCUGGAGUUAUUGUAGCUGGAAUUACAAAAAAGAAGGAUUUUAAGAAAAAGAUAGAAAAAACAAAACUGGCAUAUACCACUUAUGAAAAAGUUUUGGUUGAACUGCGAUCAGCACUCAGAGGUGAUGAGUGGAAUAAACAAGAAUUUAUAGAUCGUAUUAAAAUAUUAGAUGAAAUAAUAAUUGAUCAUUGCCCAUCAAGUGCGGAUAACUUUGUUGAGAAGUAUAAAAAAAAAUUCAAUAUAUAG
Porites evermanni is the source of this 474-nucleotide messenger RNA. The record is from the annotation of a GenBank genome assembly. Lineage: Eukaryota; Metazoa; Cnidaria; Anthozoa; Scleractinia; Poritidae.